CAUUAGAGGACAAAAAUCUUUGUCAGAAGUUUAUUUGACUGGAAACAAAGCUGAACUUGAAAAUGGAGUACUAAAGUCCUUGGGGAAUCUUUCCAACAUGCAGAUCUUAGAUUUAUCUUACAACAACCUUAGUGGUACCUUACAUAAUGUUUUAGAAAAUCUAGCAGGUUCUGCCAAGAAUUCAUUAGAGACUUUAUAUUUAGAUGACAACCAACUUAGUGGGUCAAUUCUUGAGGAUGCUGAAAACACAUUCCCAUCUCUGAAAGUGCUAGAUCUUGCUAAUAAUCGGUUGGAAGGUACUUUUCCUAGCCACUUGGGUCGAUUUCCAAGUCUUGAAACAUUGCGUUUGUAUGACAACCAACUCACAGGACCAUUACCUGAUCUUUCAUCAAUGCUAAACUUGACAUAUUUUUAUGCAAGUAACAAUAGGUUUAAUGGUACUUCAACUGAGAGUAUUAUUGGUGGACUAUCUCAUCUUGAGUAUUUAGAAGUCUCUUCAAACUCUCUUGUUGGGGUUAUCUCUGAAGUGGACCUAAUUAAGUAUCCCAAAUUGGAGAGUCUAUCUUUUUCCUAUAACUCAGCUUUGAGAUUGAAGUUCAACUCCAAUUGGGUUCCUCCAUUUCAGUUGCAAACCAUAGAACUCGCAUCUUGCAAGUUAGGUCCACAAUUUCCUAGUUGGCUACAAACUCAAUCACAACUCUCCCGUCUUGACAUUUCAGAUAAUGAUAUUUCUAGUGUUGUUCCCAAUUGGUUCAGUAAUAUAUCAUCCGGGUUGCGGCACUUAAAUAUGUCUUUCAAUCUUCUUUAUAGUACCUUGCCACAUUUUCCAUUGAUAGGUGCUCAGAUUACAGUAGUUGAUUUGAGUUUCAAUAAAUUCCAUGGUUCUAUUCCAUCUUCUCUCUCCAAUGCAUCCAAUUUAAAUCUCUCCCAUAAUAAUUUCACUAGUUGCAGCUCCUUUCUAUGUGAAGCAAAAGAUGCGGCAACAGAAUUUCUUGACAUGUCCAAUAAUCAAUUAUUCGGAAGCCUUCCUGAUUGUUGGGGGAAUUUCAACAGUAGUCUAUAUUUUCUGAAGUUAGAUUACAAUGACUUCUCAAGAGAGAUCCCAAGUUCCAUUGGAAGUUUGACAAAUAUUCAAUCUCUACAAUUGGGGAACAACAACUUUUCAGGAGCUUUGCCUUCUACAUUGGAGAACUGUAUUAAUCUGCAAGCUUUGGAUUUUGGAUGGAAUAGUUUGGAAGGAACAAUACCGUCAUGGAUUGGUGAAAGAUUUGCAUCAUUAGUUUUUCUUAAUCUGAAAUCAAAUAAAUUUGUUGGAAACAUACCAUUGAGUCUCUGCCAUCUUUCUUAUAUCCAAAUAUUAGAUCUCUCCUCAAAUGGUUUAAGUGGUGUUAUUCCUUCAUGCCUUGCGAAUUUCACAUCAAUGCUCCACUCAUAUUAUACAUUGACAAAGAUUCAGAUAAUAGACGUGGUUACACUGGAGACCUAAGUCUUUCAUCACACAUUAUUUGGAAAGGAGUAGAAUAUGAAUAUCAAAGUAUUCUUGGUUUGUUAAGACUUAUUGAUUUAUCGAGUAAUAAAUUGACUGGAGAGAUUCCAGCUGAAGUGACGCGUCUUGUGGAAUUGACUCAGUUAAACUUAUCACGGAACGAGUUGAGUGGACACAUUCCUGAAAAGAUUGGGAACUUGGGAAAGUUAGAAUCUUUGGACUUGUCUCAUAACAAGCUUUCCGGUAAAAUUCCCAAAAGCUUGGCGGAAUUAUCUCUUCUGGAUCAUUUGGAUUUGUCAAACAACCAAUUGUCAGGAAAAAUCCCUACAAGCACUCAACUGCAAAGUUUCAAUGCUUCUGCAUAUACCAUGAACCAUGGACUCUUUGUGCCUCCUCUAACCGAUUGGCAUGAAAGCGGAACUUCACCAGAUGGUUUUUUGGCUUCAACUCAUGAUCAAGAAGAUGAAACAUGGUUUAACUUGUCAUGGUUUUAUAAAGGGAUUGGAGUUGGAUUCACUAUUGGAUUUUGUGGAGUUUGUAUCAAUUUUGUGAUAAUAAACUAUUAUUGGAGAAAUUCUUACUUUAUGUUCAUGCAUAGCGUAAGAAAUAUUCUAUCAAAGGGACUGUUGAGGAGAACGCUAGCUUGGAUUGACAGAUCCCUCAGUUGAUGAAGACCAGACUUAGUAGCUGCAAGGAUUCUUAAGAGUUCAAAGUUAGAAAGCCAAAGAACCGGUCAAGCAUGGAGCAUUUGAAUAAUCUGUAUUAUGAAGAAUCCUACUUUUUCAAUCCUUGUUUUUAGUAGCUGAUGCUUUUGACUAUAUAUGUGUUGUGAAAUAAGUUUGUAAACUUUGGUUUUAAUUAAGUAUUUCCAGUAAACUGUUUUCAUUGUCAUGUUUUAAGAAAAAUAAAAUUAAUUAAAUCAAUAUA
Messenger RNA from Humulus lupulus (European hop), 2413 nucleotides. RefSeq names its product receptor-like protein EIX2. The transcript is spliced from 2 exons. Gene Ontology annotation, molecular function: protein binding. The coding region runs from base 1399 to 2154 and encodes 251 amino acids. Lineage: Eukaryota; Viridiplantae; Streptophyta; Magnoliopsida; Rosales; Cannabaceae. The record is from RefSeq and is a predicted model, not a curated record.